This is a messenger RNA of Capsicum annuum, 1479 nucleotides long. Its product is annotated as leucine-rich repeat receptor protein kinase EMS1. Bases 187 to 1326 code for a protein of 379 amino acids. The transcript has a single exon. The record is from RefSeq and is a predicted model, not a curated record. Gene Ontology annotation, molecular function: protein kinase activity; ATP binding. Gene Ontology annotation, biological process: protein phosphorylation. NCBI's taxonomy places the organism in Eukaryota, Viridiplantae, Streptophyta, Magnoliopsida, Solanales, Solanaceae.
GAGUGGACUUAAAUUUUAACAGCAUUCUUCUCUACUGUGUUGCCUACCGUUGACCCGAAGCCCAGUCGACGCUUUCAGACAAUCAAACAUGUUCUCUUUCAUUCAAAACCCCCAAUCUUCCUCAACGGUUAAUGGCUCCUCCUCUUUCUUUCUCAUCAACCAAAUCCAAGAAAUACCUUUUUACUUAUGGAUCCUCCACUUCAAGCUUUUCUAGCUGCUGCAUCCAGCUUCGUUGCAGUCAUAUUGAUCUUCGCCACGCUCUAUGUUUUCUGCAGAGACCCCAACAAAAGUCGUCGUAUUGAACAGACUAGAAAUCAUCUCCCCCGGAACACCCGAGCGAUAGCUAGUAGUACCAAUAAUCCAGAGCUUUCUGCAAUCACCAUUACUGAAAGUGCAACAUUUGACCAAUCUUUAAACCAGAUCUCCAUGAAGGAACUCGCUGAAGCAACUCGAGAUUUCUCUCCAGAACUCAUCAUCGGUGACGGCAGUUUUGGGAUGGUGUACAAGGCCAAACUAAGCUCCGGCAUAGUCGUUGCUGUUAAGAAGCUCUCCCCUGAUGCUUUUCAAGGUUUUAGGGAGUUUCGUGCUGAGAUGGAAACUUUGGGUAAGAUCCAACACCCCAAUAUAGUUAAAAUGCUUGGGUAUUGCUCAACUGAUUGUGAUCGUGUACUUAUGUACGAGUUUAUUGAAAAAGGCAGCCUUGAUCAGUGGCUUUACGACACGUCAUCCACCUCUGAUAUGUCGGAAUCAAUGCCUUGGAUGCCAUUAGAUUGGGCAACCAGGAUUAAAAUUGUUAAAGGUGUAGCUGAGGGACUUGCUUAUAUGCAUAAUUUGGAUACUCCAAUUAUUCAUAGGGAUAUUAAAGCGAGUAAUAUCUUGUUAAAUGCGAAUUUCGAAGCUUAUAUUGCGGAUUUUGGAUUAGCGAGGAGAAUUCAAGGGUCACAUUUACAUGUCUCCACACAAGUAGCGGGUACAAUGGGGUAUAUGCCACCCGAGUACAUUGAUGGUGCACCAAUGGCGAAAACUAAUGGAGAUGUUUAUAGCUUUGGUGUGUUAAUGUUUGAGAUUGUCACCGCGAGGCGCCCUAAUUUUCCGUUUACUGGAGAAGAUGGUCGUGAAAUAAGGCUUGUCAAUUGGAUUAGUGGUAUGGUAGAGCAAGAAAGGUAUAUGGAAAUGGUUGAUGUUAAUCUUUCAAGGGAUGGCUUGAAAGAGAGUGAAAUUGUUGAGUAUUUUAGGAUCGCCAUGAUGUGUGCUAAUGAAAAUUGUCACGCUAGGCCUCCCAUGAAAGAAGUCGUUAAGAUUCUGGACGAAAUUUUAACAAUUUAAAGGGUCGACAUUCAUUUCUUUGUAAGUAUUCAUAGAUGAAUUCUAUCAAGAAAAGAGCGUUGUGUCUGUAAUUUGAAGACGCCUUUUGGUUGUUCAUCUCUAAUGUAUCAAAUUCUAUAUAUUUUAGUAUAAGGUAAUAUGAGUUAUUUUAAA